This is a messenger RNA of Vanessa atalanta (red admiral), 925 nucleotides long. RefSeq lists its product as uncharacterized. The record is from RefSeq and is a predicted model, not a curated record. The coding region runs from base 69 to 827 and encodes 252 amino acids. NCBI's taxonomy places the organism in Eukaryota, Metazoa, Arthropoda, Insecta, Lepidoptera, Nymphalidae. The transcript has 3 exons.
CCAGCUUGACAUCACUCGAUGUCAGAAAAUUAAACCGGCUCGCGUUAGAAAAUUAAUAUCGACAAAAAAUGAAGUUCACGCUGAUCGUACUCCUAGCCCUCGGCGCUUUUGCCAGCGGCGACGACAGUGACAACACAAUGGAAACGGCCAUCAACUUCAUCAAGGACUGCAGAGGAGACUACAUUCUUUGUGUUAAGGAGAAGUUGUUGAAGAUCGUGGAAAAUUUAAGAACAGCUAGGAGCAUUGCAAUUGCUGAAGGUGUUGUUCUAAAAGGCGAGCCGGAUGUCAGAACUGGAAAGAAGUUGGAUACUCUUCCUGUCGACCCAACAGCCAGAGAUGCUGAAGUUAAUUACAGAUUAAUGGAUGGAGUUGUCAGUCUAUUUGAAACUCAUGCUCUUGAGGUUAAAAUGAACCAAGCUGAUAAGGAAGAGAUGCAACGUUCUUUAGAUGAAGGGCGUGGUAAGAAAAAAGGUGGAAGCGGUAUUGGAGGAAUAAUUGGACUGCUCGGAGCCAAGGUCCUUCUCGGGAAACUGUUCAUCGUCAAGCUCAUCGCCCUCAAGGCAUUAGCAACAGCCAAGAUCGCUUUAGUUCUCGCAGUCGUUCUAUUCGUUGCCUGGUGCUUGAAACAGGAUCACACCAAAACUACAUACGAAGUGGUGCCCCACCCUCACCACCACGAAACUCACCACCCAGUUCAUGUAGAACAUGUUUCCCAUGAUAUCGGCCACGGUCACGGCUAUUCAGGUUACGGAUCCGGUUCCGACUGGAACAAGAACAUUGACGAUGCCCAAAACUUGGCCUACAGCGCUUACUCACCUCAUAAAUAAUUUAGACAUAAAUAGUUGGUUUCAUAUACCAACAUUAUAAGCAUUGUACAAAGACUUAUAUAUUAUUUAUUUAUUUAACUUAUUGUUAUUAACUUAUU